Molecule: messenger RNA, 630 nt
Organism: Pochonia chlamydosporia 170
Lineage: Eukaryota; Fungi; Ascomycota; Sordariomycetes; Hypocreales; Clavicipitaceae
Product: alba domain-containing protein
Exons: 1
Coding region: 1-630 (209 amino acids)
Molecular function (GO): nucleic acid binding
Source: RefSeq, a predicted model, not a curated record
AUGCCUCCCAAGCCCUCGUCACCAGGGUCACCCGUGCCCCAAAAACGCAAAGAACCACCUUCCGCAGAUCAACCAUCCAAGCGUCCUCGAUCACAGCCCCCCUCUUCCACAACCACGUCCAAAUCAACCCUCAUCCCACCCCACGAAGCUAUCAUCGCCGAGCUCCAACCAAAGUACCACGUUCUCGCUGCGUCUGUAAUAUCGUCAACACAGAUCCGGAAGCGUGUCUCACAAACUCUCGCGCACUUGAAUUCCGCAUCAGACCAGCCGAACGUGGUGUUGCUGCACUCGCGAACGGGAGAGGUGUGCAAGAUGAUUACCAUUGUGGAGCAAUGCAAGAGGCUGUUGAAGGAGGAGGGGAAGACGUGGUUUCAGUACAAUGAAAUGUUUGAGGUGCCGGAGAGGGAGAGGAAGGAUGUAGUUGAGGAGACGGUUCUUGAAAAGGAUGGCGAAGACGAGGACCCGGAUGGGGAUGAUUUUGAGGUCAUGGCGAGUCGGUUUGAGGAGGCGGUUAUGCCGGAGCCGUCGAGGAGGGUGGUUAAGUCUUUGAGGGUGUUUUUGAGUGUUGGAGAGGUGGGGGACUUGAAGAACAGGAAAGGCGUUACGGUUCAGUCGAGCGAGGGUGCUUGA